CCAUGUCUCUACUCUGCCAUAACAAAGGCUGUGGGCAGCACUUUGACCCCAAUACAAAUCUUCCUGAUUCCUGUUGCCAUCACACUGGGAUCCCAAUCUUCCAUGAUGCACUUAAGGGUUGGUCCUGUUGCCGGAAGCGAACUGUAGAUUUCUCUGAGUUCUUAAACAUCAAGGGCUGUACUGUGGGACCACACUGUGCUGAGAAGCUCCCUGAAGCCCCUCAACCUGAGGGCCCUGGCACAAGCAGUUCAUUUCAGGAGCAAAAACUGACUACGAUUCCAAAGUCAGCAGAGACUUUGCGCCGGGAGAGGCCCAAGUCAGAGUUGCCUCCAAAGCUGCUUCCACUAAAUAUAUCCCAAGCCCUGGAAAUGGCAUUGGAAAAAAAGGAAUUAGACCAGGAAUCUGGAGCAGGACUUGACAGUAGUCUGAUCCAGACUGGUUCCAGCUGCCAGAACCCAGGAUGUGACGCUGUUUACCAAGACCCUGAGAGUGAUGCUACUCCAUGUACCUACCACCCAGGAGCACCUCGAUUCCAUGAGGGGAUGAAGUCGUGGAGCUGUUGUGGCAUCCAGACCCUGGAUUUUGGGGCCUUCCUGGCACAGCCAGGAUGCAGAGUUGGUAGACAUGACUGGGGGAAGCAGCUACCAGCAUCUUGCCGUCACGAUUGGCACCAGACAGAUUCCUUAGUAGUGGUGACUGUGUAUGGCCAGAUUCCACUUCCUGCAUUCAACUGGGUGAAGGCCAGUCAAACUGAGCUUCAUGUCCACAUUGUUUUUGAUGGUAACCGUGUGUUCCAAGCACAGAUGAAGCUCUGGGGGGUCAUAAACGUGGAGCUGAGCUCUGUCUCCUUGAUGCCAUCUCGGGUUGAAAUCUCCCUGGUGAAGGCUGACCCAGGAUCCUGGGCCCAGCUGGAGCACCCUGAUGCACUAGCUGAGAAGGCUAAGGCAGGGGUUGGGUUAGAGAUGGAUGAGGAAGAAUCUGAGGACUCAGAUGAUCUGAGCUGGACAGAGGAGGAGGACGAGGAGGAAGCAAUGGGGGAAUAGUGACACCAAACAAUCAAGGAUCUAGACAGGACCUCAAUAAAUUUCAUAGGAUCUCAGAGACCAGGAUAUGGUUGGCCAUGUGAUAUUGAGCAGCAGGAGGCUGAAGGAGGGGAGAACAAAAACAUCCAAACCAUGCUGUUUUUUCUCUUAAAUA
Molecule: messenger RNA, 1197 nt
Organism: Eptesicus fuscus (big brown bat)
Lineage: Eukaryota; Metazoa; Chordata; Mammalia; Chiroptera; Vespertilionidae
Gene: ITGB1BP2
Product: integrin subunit beta 1 binding protein 2
Exons: 11
Coding region: 3-1043 (346 amino acids)
Source: RefSeq, a predicted model, not a curated record